AUGCCUUUUCUGCUGUGCUUGAAAAAAAAGAAGUCACCUGUGCCUUUGGGCAGGAGUAUCUUUCAAAAACACACCCCACCCAUCCAGCAGAACUACCAGGCCUUGCUGGAGACCUGCUUGAAUAACAAACGCCUGUUCAUAGAUGACAAAUUCCCUGCUCACAUCAGCUCUAUUGGAACGGGAGCACUGCUAAAGAAACUACCCCGAAAUUUGCAGUGGAAGAGGCCACAUGCUUUGCACAGAAGUCCAGUGUUUUAUGCUGCAAACAGAAAGCAACUUGAUCUCUGCCAAGGAUUGGUGGAGAACUGCUGGUUCCUGGCGGCCCUGGAAGCCCUGACGUUCCACCAGGACAUCUUGGCUGCAGUCGUGCCACAAAACCAGAGCUUCGAGAGGAAAUAUGCUGGCAUUUUCCACUUCCGGUUCUGGCACUUCGGUGAGUGGGUUGAUGUGGUGGUUGAUGAUCGCCUGCCGGUGAAUGAGGCGGGGGAACUGGUCUUUGUUUCCUCAGUCUAUAAGAACGUGUUCUGGGGAGCUCUUCUGGAGAAGGCAUAUGCUAAACUCUGUGGCUCCUAUGAAGAUCUGCAGGUUGGGCAAGUUUCAGAAGCCUUGGUGGAUUUUACAGGUGGUGUUAAUAUAAGGAUCAAUCUUGCAGCAGCUCCUCCUGAUCUGUGGGAUAUCCUGACAAGAGCAACCUACACCAGAUCUCUCAUGGGCUGUCAGACACAUUUAGGGACAACAAAGGUCCUGAAGAAUGGGCUUGUUGCUGGCCAUGCCUACACAGUAACUGGUAUUAGAAAGGUGACCUGUCAAUAUGGACCAGAAAACCUAGUGAGACUGAGAAAUCCAUGGGGAAAAAUUGAAUGGAAAGGAGACUGGAGUGACAGCUCUUACAAAUGGGAGCUGCUGAGCCCCAAGGAGAAGAUUUUGCUGAGGAAAAAGAAGGAGGAUGGAGAAUUCUGGAUGUCUCUGCAAGAUUUUAAGAUUCAUUUUGUAGAUCUGAUGAUCUGUAAAUUAACUCCAGACCUGAUGAGCAGGGAAGAUGGAAAGAAGUGGAUGUACUCCCUGAAGAGUGGGAGAUGGGUUAAAGGAAGUACAGCAGGAGGAAGUCUGGGAUUCUGUAACGGCAGCUUUUGGAUGAACCCUCAGUACUGGCUGAAUGUUUUACCAGUUGAAGACAGUAAGAAAAGCCUGGGUUCCUGCAAUGUGGUUAUAUCCCUGAUGCAGAAAUACAGCAGCAAACACCGGAACCGAGCACCUCACCUCUUCAUUGGAUUUUCACUCUAUAAGGUGAAUCAGUACCAGGAAAGCAACAGAAAGCUGCCCCCAGCUUUCUUCACCCGACAUCAUCCUGUAAACAAGCACCAGGUCUUCCUUGAUGAGCGGGAAGUGACUCAUGACUUCCACCUGGAGCCUGGCAUCUAUGUGAUUGUCCCAUCGACCCUGAAGCCUCAACAGGAGUCUGAAUUCAUCCUGCGGGUCUUCUCCAGGAAGCAUAUUCUUCGGGAGAUGGGUGGGAACACCAGUUUCACCCUCUCUAAGGAAAUUGUUGAUAGGUAUGAAGGCAAGAUUUGGGAGGAUUUCUUCACAAAGCAUUUUGAACAGAAUCCUGAAAUAAAUGCUGUUCAGCUCCAGAGGAUCCUGAAUAAUAUAUCUUGGAGAAAGAAGGGAUUGAGUUUUCGCCUCAGUUUCAGUCUGGAUGCCUGCCAGGGUAUCUUGGCGCUCCUGGAUCUGAAUGCCACUGGCACACUGAGUAUCCAGGAAUUCAGAAUCCUGUGGAAAAGACUGCUUUUCUAUUUGGAAAUUUUCCAGAAAAGAGACACUAACAGAUCAGGAAAGCUUGACCUUGUGGAACUGCAUGCAGCUGUACGGGAGACAGGCAUUUCGCUCAGCAAUGAAGUCUGUAAUUUGAUGGCAAUCAGAUAUGGUGACCCUGACUUAAAGAUCAGCUUUGAGAGCUUUGUGUGGUUCAUGCUUCGAGUGGAGAUCAUGGGAGAGGCCUUUCGCAACUUAACACAAGAUGGCAAAGGCAUUUAUCUCCGGGAAUCUGAGUGGAUGAUGAUGACACUGUAUUCCUGA
Molecule: messenger RNA, 2076 nt
Organism: Cariama cristata (Red-legged seriema)
Lineage: Eukaryota; Metazoa; Chordata; Aves; Cariamiformes; Cariamidae
Gene: CAPN14
Product: calpain 14
Exons: 22
Coding region: 1-2076 (691 amino acids)
Biological process (GO): proteolysis
Cellular component (GO): cytoplasm
Molecular function (GO): calcium-dependent cysteine-type endopeptidase activity; calcium ion binding
Source: RefSeq, a predicted model, not a curated record